AAUCAACUGUAACCUUGAGUUGUGAUUCGUUCAUCAUAAGGAAUGGAACUAGGGCUCAUUGUCUUGCUGUAUUGAUUGGACAUAUCGACAUCGAUGCCGGAUGCUUCUGCCAUUUCCAAACCGCUGUUGCUUAAAGGAGGCACAGUCGUGAACCAUGACGUAUCUUUCAAAUCAGAUGUUUUAAUUGAUAAUGGUAUUAUUCAGGCUGUUGGUGAAAACCUUAGUUACCCCAACGGCACAGAAAUUAUCGACGUAAAUAAUAAAUUAUUAUUACCUGGCGGAAUUGACUUGGACUGUCACAUUGGUGUCGCAACCUCGAAUGACCCUAUAGCUGAUACUUACCUAUCUUCAGGAAAAGCAGCUCUUUUUGGUGGUACAACUACAAUUGUAAACACGGUUAAUGCUUAUCCUGGGGAAUCACUAAUAGAUGCAUAUGAACAGUUUGUAUCAUCAGCGCAUGAAAACCUAGCAUGCGAUUAUGGUGUAUGCUUGCGGUUGACUGGCUUCUCAUCAGAAACGAACAACGAGCUGAAUACUUUAGUUCAAGAUAAAGGAGUGGUGCUAUUUUCUGUUCGUGUGGGUUCAAAAUCUUCAUCUGUGGUAGAUAAUGAACAGUGUAUUAUCAAUGAAGAAGAAUUUUGUUAUUUCUUAAAGGCUUGUCGACAACUAGGAGCGUUGCCAAUGCUUGAAGCAGCUACUUCUGUGUCGUUAGCUCAGAAAUUAUCCUCAGACGUGCAAAUCAGUUGUCCUGAUAUUGGUCCAGAAGUCAAUUUAUUGGUUUCACCGGAAGACGCUGAGGCAAAUAGUAUAUUGCAAGGAUCUUUGUUUUCACAACAUGCAGGAUUUUGUUGUCCGCUUUUAAUUUCUAGAAUUCAUAGUAAAGCAGCACUAAAUUGCUUCAUUGAACAGCGCCGUAUGUGUAGAGGUAUAUUAUUUGGACAAACUAGUAUCCCCGCAAUAGCUAUUCCUCUUUCUUUAAUGAACUGUGAUGAUCAUCCUGACGACGUGUUAACCCAUUCAAAGAAUUGGGCUGUUGCUGCUAGUUACAUGUGCGACCCUCCAUUACGACCAGAUACUUAUCUUAGCCGAAGGUUGCUGACUCACCUCGUCUCUGAAGACUUGGCUUGCGUUGGUUCAGGUCAUCGGGCAAUAACUACUGCAGUUCGUGCAGCUUUUGGGUCAAAAAGUGCUGUACAUAUACCUCGUGGUAUAGCAUCUUUGGGCUAUAGAAUGGUUGCCUUAUGGCAUUUUGGGGUUGAAAGUGGAUUUUUGGAUCCUUGUACGUUCGUCAAAGUAACUAGCUCUAAUCCUGCAAGAUUAAUUAAUGUUUAUCCUCAGAAAGGCAGAAUAGAAGUAGGUUCCGACGCCGAUAUAUUAGUUUGGUCAAACUCCUAUAAGCAGGACGUUUUGAAAAACAUUUUACCCGAUGGUGUGCCUAACCUAUUUUCUAACACUUCUGCUUAUCAUUCGGGACCUGAAGUGGUUAUAUUACAUGGUCAUAUUGUUGUUCAGAAUACCGAGUUUUCAAAUAACACUUCCACUUAUGGGAAACUGCUUGUUUGCCGACCAUUUUCUCGUUAUGUGUAUGCUCGUGUCGAUGCAGUGGAAAGAAGUGUCAAUUCCGAAUUUAAAAUGCUCCAACGCGAACCAUACGUAGGAAAUGCAGUUUCCAUUACUACUGAAACUUCAAAUGAUAACAAGGAAGGGUACUACUUUCGGAAAGAAUAUUAUGAUAAUAUACCCAGAGGUUAGUUAAUUUUUUACGCUAUGCAUAGUUUGAUUUCGCACAUGCAAAGAUCCAGCAAGAAACUGAGUAUCAACACCGGGAUGCUAGUACAUUUAGCUGAUGAGUCCCAAGCAGGACGGAACGCGCAUCAUGAAUUCUACUACUAAUCAUAUUCCGUCAGUCUCACAAAAACAACACUGUGUUCACUGACUCUUAUGCAGUCAUAAUCCGAAAAUCUACUAUAUUGUAUUCCAACCCCUAAACCUUUUCAACACUUCAAUUUGGGGAUCAUUAGAGUCAAUAUCAAUAAACUAACUAAAGCCUAAGUUUAAUAGGUCAGUAGUUAAACAAACGCGUAUCACUUGCUAUCGCUAGUUUUUCUCUAACUACGUGACAUUUUCAUUAAACGACAUAACUAUAAUGACCAUCACUUUCACGUGGAACUAUAUGUAGUUAAAUUGCAAUGAAAAUAACCUAACUGUAUAGUUAAUUAUUAGGCUAACAAAUUUAGUGUGUCUUUUGUGUAAGCAUACUACAUUUGUAAUGCAGCGGCUCUAUCAAAUAAUAAUAUACCAAAGAGAGAGAUGAGCAAACACAAUCAUCAAUGUUUCAUGAUAAGAAUACCGUCGUCAUGUAAGCACUAAAAACAUGAAGCCUACGUUGAACGACUUUUUAUUUACUCUAUACUAACAAAUUAUUUGUAGCUCACAUCGCUUGCUUUUUAAAUAUAUUUUAGUGGCCUUACCACCUGGUCAGAGAAAAAUACACACGUCAGUUAAAACGGCUCAACCUCCCGGUGGUUCAUCGAAUGCGUUUUGGUCAAACGAAUAAGAAAAUCCAUUGUUUGUGGAUGUUAACUUCUACAUUUUUGAUUUCUAGCUUUAUAUUUCACUUUGAGUAAUUUCCAUGGUGCAUUUCAACUAAACCAACUGACUUUCCUUAACUAUUUACGUGUCUUAAUAUCAUUUCUUUGAUUAAAACAGCCAUUAAUGUUGUGCGAACUAUUUGUUAAGUAACAAUCUAAUAAAUUCAAUUACGAGUUAUCCUUUUAUACAUUCCGAUCGGUUGAUUGUCUGAUGGUUCUAAAAAUAUAAUGAAGAAAGCC
This is a messenger RNA of Schistosoma margrebowiei, 2831 nucleotides long. The record is from the annotation of a GenBank genome assembly. Lineage: Eukaryota; Metazoa; Platyhelminthes; Trematoda; Strigeidida; Schistosomatidae.